Molecule: messenger RNA, 1137 nt
Organism: Racocetra persica
Lineage: Eukaryota; Fungi; Glomeromycota; Glomeromycetes; Diversisporales; Gigasporaceae
Source: the annotation of a GenBank genome assembly
AUGUCAGAUACAUCAGAAAUUCCACCAAAAAUCAAAUUAAUACUUCGUCAAGAUUGGUCAUCGCUUAAUUCAAAACUUCCAAAAUUACUUGAAAUUUUAACAAAAGAACUUGGUUCUUCAGAAUGUUGGCACAAAAAAUCAACAUUCUUUGAUCAUUUGUUUCAUGUUUAUCAAAUUUUAACAAUUUGGAAUCAACCUCAAUAUUUAAUAGAUUGUGGUUUAUUCCAUUCUGCUUAUUCAAAUUCAUACGUGAAUUUAGCAAUCUUCAAAUUAAAUGAUGGUGAACGUAAAAGGCUUCAAGCAUUAAUAGGUGAAGAAGCUGAAAAGCUUGCACAUUUAUUUUGUAUUAUUCCAAGACAUGAUUUAAUCUAUAACAAAAUCUUUGGUCAAUUAAAAUCCAAGGAAAUUGAUGAUGAAAAAUUAAAAAUCGUUAUACCAGAUGAAGGAAUUAUAGUUCGAAAUAUUAAUAAUGAUGAACCAAUACUUUUAAACAAAUUUACUAUAGCAAUUUUUUUAAUUUUUACAAUGGCAGAUUUUUCUGAUCAAUUAUUUAGCUGGCAAGAUGAAUUGUUUGAAAAUUAUGACGGCCAAUUAUUAUAUCAAACUUCAAAUGAAUUUAAUUUUUCAUUAUGGCCUGGUGAUUGUAAACCUGGUCUUUGGUUGGCUGGCUUAUCUAGAAUAGGCAAAAUAGUAAGAUGGUGCCUCAAAGAUUUCAAACCUGAAUUGAUUCCUCCGGUGUUUGAUAACUGCACGGUUGAGCUUGAUCCUUCGGAUUUGAUUAAAUCAAGAGAUUUGUACUGGGAUAUUGUUACGAAUCAUCAUAACUUAUAUAACGUCGAAGCUAUACCAGAAAUAGAGAGGAAAUUGAAAGAAUGUAUUAAGCUUAACCCUUUUGUCGGAGAACCUCAUGUGUUACUAGCGCAAAUUUAUAUGAGGUUGGAGAAAUACGAAGAGGCAGAGCAAGAAGGAUUAAAAGCUUUAAAAUUUUUUUUCGAUUGGGGAACUUGUUGGGAUAAGAGAAUGAAUUGGGAUGUUUGGAUAGCUUACAUUAGAGUUAUUAUCGAAUGUGCCAGAAAAAAAGAAUGGAUUAAAGGCGCAUUUGGUGCUGUAAAGCUAGGAUUGGUGUCCGGUCUUUGA